Molecule: messenger RNA, 930 nt
Organism: Thlaspi arvense
Lineage: Eukaryota; Viridiplantae; Streptophyta; Magnoliopsida; Brassicales; Brassicaceae
Source: the annotation of a GenBank genome assembly
AUGUCGAACGAUUCAGCUCAGAAGCCAUUGUUACCGAAGGAGCAGCUAGAUCCCAUAGGUCAAGACUUCAACCAAAACUCAAGAACUUCUUCAAGAAAAAGAAGACUGCGUCGCUCUAGAAGCGCUCCUCGUGGUGAUUACACGUACAACGAUGACGAUGCCAAGAUCUACGAACCACCUCCUCCUCCAAGUAUAAUCCCAAUGUUCAGGGAUCUAAACCCGAAUCUCAGGCGAGUGAUCGUGCUCUUGGCUCUGUAUCUAACCAUCGGCACUCUCUGCUUCUACCUCGCGAGAAACCACAUCUCCGGUCACAAGACCAAUGCUGUGAUCGACGCUCUCUAUUUCUGUAUAGUAACGAUGACAACCGUUGGAUACGGUGACCUUGUCCCUAGCAGCUCUGCCUCAAGGCUGCUUGCUUGCGCCUUUGUCUUCUCCGGAAUGGUCCUCGUGGGUCACCUUCUAAGCCGAGCAGCGGAUUAUCUGGUGGAGAAGCAAGAGGCUUUGCUUUCUAGGGCUUUCCACUUGCGUCAGAACUUUGGUCCAGCAGACAUUCUCAAGGAGUUGCAUACUAACAAGCUGAGGUACAAAUGCUAUGUCACGUUCCUUGUCCUUGUAGUGCUUUUCCUUGUCGGUACGAUUUUCCUUGUGAUGUACGAGAAAAUGCCGGUUAUUGAAGCCUUCUACUGCGUUUGCUCCACGGUUACGACGUUGGGCUUUGGAGACAAGAGCUUUAACUCCGGAACAGGACGCCUUUUCGCUGUGUUUUGGAUCUUGACGAGCACUAUAUGCUUGGCUCAGUUUUUCCUCUAUGUAGCUGAGCUAAACGCAGAAUCCAAACAGAGGGAGUUGGUGAAGUGGGUUUUGACUCGGAGGAUCACAAACAGUGAUCUUGAAGCAGCUGAUCUCGAUGAAGAUAGAGUCGUCGAGUGA